Messenger RNA from Drosophila nasuta, 1228 nucleotides. RefSeq lists its product as uncharacterized. NCBI's taxonomy places the organism in Eukaryota, Metazoa, Arthropoda, Insecta, Diptera, Drosophilidae. The record is from RefSeq and is a predicted model, not a curated record. The transcript is spliced from 2 exons. Bases 287 to 1228 code for a protein of 313 amino acids.
GAUACCUCCAUCUGCCUUUUACAUAUAUUUUCUGUAGGCGCAACGUUAUCUAUCAUACGCUUCUACCCUAUAAGUAAGAUAUAAUUUACUCAAUGGUUGCACUCGUUUAGAAGAUUACGACUAUCGCAAACCCAUAAAAGUUCGUAUCUUCAAAUGCAUUCGUAUCUUAUCGAAAUCUUUGAUUUCGUGGAAAUUUCUCUGCAUGUUCAGACAUUAGUCUUCCAUCAACUUUACAGUAGAGAAGAACACGCAAGUUAAUUCUCAAUUUAUAAAUCAGAUAAUCAAAAUGGAAGAUAAGAAACUUAAUAUACAAUUGGAAGAAAAUGAUAUUUCUCAGAAAAGCCUCGAGGACAAUUUGAUCGAUAAUAGUUCAAAUUUGUGUGACUCAUCAUGCUUUAAGGCUGUGAAACAAUUGCUGGAGGACUCCGAUAAGAAAGCAGAAUUCGAGAAAUUUUUUUAUAUGGUGCACAUGAGAGAUAAUCAAUUAAUGGACAUAAUCUUAGAUCUUGAAGUAAAACUAUCAAUUUAUAAGCAGCAAAUUCUGGAGAAGAAUAAAUUAAUAGACAAUUUGAAAAGGAAAAUUUAUUUAUCAGAUGAAGCAAAAAUUAAUAACAAUGAAAGAACGAUUACAGAAACCAACAAUAUAAAUGCUGAAACAAUUAAGGCUAAGGAUCAACUAAUAGAAACACUUAAAGAAUCACUUGAGUUAUCUAAAGAUAAUCGAAAGCUAUGGGAUAUUAAUCAAUUAGCAAGGACAACAAGAAUAGAUCUUCUUUUGGCUCAACAGGCAACUGCUAAUGAGAAUAUGAUUGAAAAAGAUAAUGAGAUUGUACGGCUAAAAUCAAAAACUGAUACAAAUGAAGUAGAAAUUAAAGAAAAUAUUAAAAUUAUUGACGAAAUGAAAAAUGAAAUAAAAGCAUUAGAAGAUACUGUUCUUAGACAAAAUAGUACCCGUAAAGAAGUACUAAAUAAAAUAUGUCAAUUGCCCAAUCGUACUACUCUUAAAUUGAUUUGUGUGGAAAUGAAUUUUCGUAGUCUAAUUGAAAAAUUGGAUUUUCGUGAUUACAGCGCUCUUGAAAUGAAGUCACUUAAAUUUAAUCUUUCGCGUACUUUGGAUUCCCACAAAGCCAUCAGAAAUACAAUUAGAGAAGCGUUAUUUGCUGUAAACCGACUAUUUGCAAAGCCUGAAGAAAAUAAAAAUAAAAAUUCCUUAGUAGUUCGCCCAUAA